This is a messenger RNA of Paramecium pentaurelia, 723 nucleotides long. Lineage: Eukaryota; Ciliophora; Oligohymenophorea; Peniculida; Parameciidae. The record is from the annotation of a GenBank genome assembly.
AUGAAUAAUUAUUAUUAAUUUAUCAACCAGAUAUAGAUUCCCAAAUAACAAUUAAACAUCUAAACCACUCCUGAAGUUAUCAAUUUUAAUGCCAACAGUAACACAUACAUGAAUAAAAUCAAAUGUUAAACUCAUUUAACAAAAGAAAAUAAAAUUGAAUAACAUAUUAAGAUAUACAAAGAUUAAUCAACUUAAUGUGAAUUAAUAACAUAAGAUUAAACUACCUAAUGUACUCAACUAUCUUAACAUGAGGAAUAAUUUAUGUAACUUGUACAAUCUAAAGUCACUUAUACAAAUGAUUUACUCUUAUAAAUGGAAUCCGUUGAUAUCAAUGAUUUCUAACCAAGAUAAGCAAUAUCUAUUUAAUAAUCAAUAUAAUCAUCUUCGACAUUGAUGACUUAUUUUUAAGAAAAUAAUAACAAAAUAUAUGAAUAAUUGUUAGCAAAUCAAAAUUAGAAUUUUUUAAAUGUACUAUCUUAAUUGACUAAUAAUAAAACAUUAAAUGAUUUAAAAAUUCAAAUAUAACAAUAUUUAGAUUUACUUAUCUUAAUAAAUCAAGGUUUAAUUGUCUAAAAUUUUAGAAAAGAAUAUAGUAUAGUAGGUUAAUUAUCAUUUAAUGAAAACUGCUUUGAACAAUAAUCUCCAGGAUGGUUAUUAACACCUACUAUCAAAAUUACAGACAGUUAGAACUUUUCUUCUGAUUCGCUGAUCAUUAAUAAAUGA